CAGUCCACCUCCCAGUCCUCCCAGUCCCCCCAGCAGCCUCCAGGACAGCAGGACGACGCCGGCGUGAUGACAGAACAAUGUGUGAACCAGCAGACGUCUCAGGAGGAGAACAGGAAGUGUAGCAGAGGAGCCAGAAAGCAGGAGCAGAGGGACUAUCAUUCAGAUGUAGAGAACGUGACGGAGGCUCCUCAGAGAAGUGGGAGGACGAUCAGCGAGACGGAUCAGGAGCUGUCCAGCCAGAGGAAACCAGCGUUAGUCCGGUCCAAGACCUUUGACCACUCUCUGCUGACUCAGGUCCAGAUGGACUCAGACUCCAAGUUAGACAGGAAGAAGUCUCACUACAGCCAGCUGUCUAAGAGCAACUGCCAAUACCAUAAAAUAUUUAAGGAGAUCUGCAAAGAGGAGCAGCUGAGACAAAGCUACACCUGUGCUCUGCAGAAAGACAUCCUCUACCAGGGACGGAUGUUUGUCUCCGACCACUGGAUCUGCUUCCACUCCAAGGUGUUUGGCAAAGACACAAAGAUUGCCAUCCCCGUGACGUCUGUCAAUCAGAUCAAGAAAACCAAAACUGCCAUCCUGGUGCCGAACGCUCUGGUGAUCGCCACCGCCAACGACCGGUAUGUGUUUGUGUCCCUUCUGUCCAGAGACAACACCUACAAGAUCCUGAUGUCCAUCUGCCUUCAUCUGGAGGAGAAGAGUCCCUGCAGCAGCCCCGUCCCCUCCUCUGCAGAGAGCAGCUUCAGAGGUCAGAGGUCACCGCUGACGCCUCGCUUCCCUCUGAGUUUCACUGGUGACUUCAUCGACCUGGACGAAGCAAUGAGGCAGAGGAGGCAGGAGAUGGAGGAGAGCAGCAGCUCCGACUCGCAGACGCCCGACUACGAGAAGAUAGCAGAGUUUCCUGUUCCUCCGUUCCUGGACGUGUUGAAACACACGGACCGAGCGGCGGCUCCUGAACAUCAGGGCCAGCAGCACAAGGUGAAGAACCAGAAUCAGAACCAGCCUCAGAACCAGCAGUCCUCUGACAACAAGCGGAACGAGACUCAACGUGGUUCAGGGGUGGUGAUUGACAGCAGGACAAUGAAACACGUCUCUAUCAACACCCUGCUGUUCAUCUACCUGUUCCUAGUGAGUGUGCUGGUCCUGUCCUCCUGCUACUUGGCCUUUAAGAUCUUCUCGUUGGAGCAGACGCUGACUGCACUCGGCUCCGUGGCAGAGUUCACUCACCACAGGGCGAGCGACUUCCUGCAGGGAAGCUCUGACGUGAACGCAGAGUUCUUCUCUGAACUUCUGACGAUCAACCUGAUGAAGCUGGAGAAGGUGCAGAAGAAUCUUCAGAGACUUCUGGACGAAGCUGCCUGAACGAAUCCAGAUGAACGUGUUGUGAACAGAUGUGUAAAUAUUCUGUAAAUAUCUAGUUUAUCAGAACAGAUGUUACAAACUCACACGACCGAUGUGAAUAAUGUGAACUGGACAAACAAUCUGCAACCGCUGCUCCACCCCUGCAGCCCAGGGAGAAGUUGAACCACCAGGGGGCAGCAAACACAGGAUCCAGCUGAUGAUGAGAAGCUCUUUAAACCUGCAGCAGUUUCAGCUCAAUCUGUGAUCAGCGACCGAUUGGCUGAUUUGAAAUCAAACCUUCAUGGCACAUUUAUAAAUAUGACAUUCCUCCAGGAUUGUAUCUGCUCAAUGAAAGAUGUUGUAGGAACAGUUUUUAUUUUGAAGGCUGUGACAUUUCAAAUGAUCCGUGUCAGAGCAGGAGCAGAAUAAAAGUCCUCGGCUGUUUCUGGUGUUUCUGAGUCGCAGCUGGAAACAUCCACAGAAACCUCCUCUGGUUUGUGUCCAGAUGUAAAAGUGUUUAAACAUCAUGAAGAUAAAUCUCUCUCUGCUGGAGACACUCGACUGUUACACAGACCGACAUCCCCGUGAUUCUGUAAAUAUGAAAACUGUGUUGAUUUAAACGAUGUGGUUUUGUUUUUCCUCUGUUGAGCAAUAAAGUUAUUUUGGCUCCGAA
Platichthys flesus (European flounder) is the source of this 2011-nucleotide messenger RNA. It is a transcript of the gene gramd2b, whose product is annotated as GRAM domain-containing protein 2B. NCBI's taxonomy places the organism in Eukaryota, Metazoa, Chordata, Actinopteri, Pleuronectiformes, Pleuronectidae. The coding region runs from base 67 to 1359 and encodes 430 amino acids. The transcript has 14 exons. The record is from RefSeq and is a predicted model, not a curated record.